Messenger RNA from Sinocyclocheilus grahami, 764 nucleotides. RefSeq lists its product as uncharacterized. Gene Ontology annotation, biological process: negative regulation of neuron apoptotic process; ciliary neurotrophic factor-mediated signaling pathway. Gene Ontology annotation, molecular function: ciliary neurotrophic factor receptor binding. The record is from RefSeq and is a predicted model, not a curated record. Bases 15 to 683 code for a protein of 222 amino acids. NCBI's taxonomy places the organism in Eukaryota, Metazoa, Chordata, Actinopteri, Cypriniformes, Cyprinidae. The transcript is spliced from 3 exons.
UCUGUGAACGGAGAAUGAAUUGUCAUGUUAGGAACAUGGUCUGCCUAUCUCAGAGAUCACAAGCAAAAUUCAGAAUAAUCCUCCCUAUCCUCAUCUUGAUUGCUGUUGAGUUUGUGCAUCCAACAAUGUCAUGCAAGAAUGAGAACUGCACCCAGCUUCUUCACCGUAGUCUGAAGCUCACUAGGUUGAUGAGCAAAAGGACAGCAGAGCUCUUAGAAACAUAUAAAGCCAGUCAAGGAGAUUCUGCAGACCUGAUCUGUGAUAUGCAAAUGGACAAUGUUCCAGUAUCAACCAUCUCUGGCCAGACCAUGUCGGAGCGCAUCUUGAGUGUUUAUACCCACCUGAAAGAGUUUCUUCCGCACAUGAAGACAGUGAUGGAGCAGCAGAAAGACUUAAAUCCUCCAACAAACCCUGUGGUGGAGGGGCUUCACAGUAUGAUUACACAUGUUCGCCACAUUGCUCUGAGGGUGAACUGUAUCUUACAAAUCCUGCAGCCAAAUAUACCCAUUCCUGAGCCAGCUGAAAGGCCAACGGGAGUUCCCCCUGCGCAAAAUAUUUUCCAGCAGAAAGCCUAUGGAUGCAUUGUUCUGUCUCGGCUUCAGGAGCUCCUUAGUCAAGCAGUUCAAGAACAGAAGUCUCUUAAGGGGAAAAUGUGCAGAAAGAGGACCAAAAAUGGUUCUUGAUGAACUCUGUUCUGUGGCAUAAAACAAUAUUGACGUAAUUUAUUAAUAUUUAUUUUUGUACAUCUAUAACUGUUGAAGAGA